AUGGAAAGCCUCGAGGAGCGUCUGAGGAGCCUGGAGCAGCUCAUCAAAACUUCUGUUGCGGCACGGAUGCCAGAGACCACGCAAGAACGACCCGGCGCCCUGACGCCGUCGUCAAUUCCCUCCACAGCAUCCUCUGUCGAGCAAAAUUUGUUCGCAUCGGAUGCGCUACAGCCUGACAUCUCAUUGAGUAACAUCAGGAGCAACAGUGGCACUUCACCGACGCUAUUACAAGAUCUCCACCUGGAUCCAUCGGGGACAUCAGAUCCCGACUUUCCGCCUUCGACAGACGAGUCUCAAGGCUGGGCCACGCCGGAAGCGACCAUGUUCUAUGGCCUCACUGCUCCUGCGCUGGCGACGACGGACGCUGAAAUGAUGCCUCAAACCCGGUACAAUGGCCCGAAGAGAUGCUCGUUACCGCCAGUUCAAGGAGGCAUGUUCCUGCUUCAGGAGUUCUUGGUCGACUUCAAUACGGCCAUUCCUAUCUUCGAUGCGUCUGUUAUCACCUCGCUCUUCCAGAGAUCCUACGACAAUAUGGCUGCAGGCGUAGCGAUCGAAUGGGUCGCACUGAAGGUUGUUCUGGCUAUUGCCCACCGCCUGCGGUCCAUGAGCCCCAUGGGUGUACCGCAAGACGCAGAGAAUGCCAGCAUAUAUCUACAAGAAUCGCUGGAGGUGGUCCCGGAAUUGCUCAUGCUGCGUCCUUCGCCGCUUCUGGCCCAGUGCUUUCUAGGUAUGGCGUCCGUCAUUUCGACUUCCUCACGCCCUUACCCAGCACAGGUCUUUGUGAGCCUGGCCCUACGUGUCAUUCAAGAUCUGCACGUCAACGAUCCCAGGAGACCCGGGUUAAUAGACACCCCCGAGUUGCUCCAGCAGCAACGUGUGUUCUGGGUGGCGUUCUUUAUGGAUACAGAUAUGGCUGUGAGAGCUGGGCGGCUACCCGGCCUGAGUCCAAGACUCAUAAAUGUGCCACUACCGAGCGACGAGGACCCCGCUGGAGAGAUUGCUGCCGAGGGCGGGCAAUUCAAAGCCAAUGUGUUCCGCUUGCACGUGGAGCUGGCUCUACUGCAGGCCGAAUUUAUGGAACAAGUAUUGCUGCCCCCGGGCGGUCGAAGUUCUGAAAGUCUCGAAGACGCAGAGCUGCGGUCCAUCAAUGCCAGGCUGGAGGACUGGCGACGGAACUGGCUGUUCGAACUUGAUGCACAAGAUCUUCGUACGGCUUUGCACCGAUCGGACCUGGUCCACGUGGUUUUGUUGGAGUCGACCUAUUUCUCAACAGCCUACGCCUUCCGCGCUUAUAUUGCACCCGCUGCGAGGACGUGCCACAAUCUCUUCUCUGCUGAGGGGUUGAUGGAGAGAAUGACGAAGCAGAAGGUGCAGAUCCUGUACAAGGACGCGCGAAGGUUUAUCGACCUCCUCGGAUUGAUACCGGGGGGUGAUAUCGCAAGCAACUGGUUAUCGCUAGAAACAAUCGUUUCGGCCUUGGUUGUCGUUCUGGCACAUAUUAUAUUCAACCCGACCGAUGAAAGCUCGGUACUGGACCUGGGCGUGGGGCGGCACAUGUUGCAGAUUUUGCAAGAGUUAAGCAACAUUAGCAAGGACGACAGCCUGCUGGCAGUGCAACGUCUCUGUGUUAAUUUGUAUCGGAGAGCGGAACGAACGCUGCAGGGUGAGAAUCCCAUACGGCGCUAG
Cladophialophora carrionii CBS 160.54 is the source of this 1686-nucleotide messenger RNA. RefSeq lists its product as uncharacterized. The record is from RefSeq and is a predicted model, not a curated record. Gene Ontology annotation, biological process: DNA-templated transcription. Bases 1 to 1686 code for a protein of 561 amino acids. Lineage: Eukaryota; Fungi; Ascomycota; Eurotiomycetes; Chaetothyriales; Herpotrichiellaceae. Gene Ontology annotation, molecular function: zinc ion binding; DNA binding. The transcript is spliced from 2 exons.